This is a messenger RNA of Mytilus trossulus (common blue mussel), 2427 nucleotides long. RefSeq lists its product as uncharacterized. Bases 180 to 1226 code for a protein of 348 amino acids. The record is from RefSeq and is a predicted model, not a curated record. NCBI's taxonomy places the organism in Eukaryota, Metazoa, Mollusca, Bivalvia, Mytilida, Mytilidae. Gene Ontology annotation, biological process: protein homooligomerization. The transcript is spliced from 5 exons. Gene Ontology annotation, molecular function: protein binding.
GAAGUUGGCUCCCUUUGAACGGCGGAGUCAUACGGAAAUUGCCGAAUGAAAAAUUAUUCGUCGACGUAAACAAACAAGCAGCUGGAAAGAGAAGUAAACAAAAACACAGAACACUUGAUUAAUCGAAAUACAUUGAGAUUUCUAUCAAUCUUCUUAGAUACACACACAAUUAACAUACUAUGUCCAAUAGUCCAUUCAACAGGGGGUUUCAUUGGCAGCAAGGACCACCACCUUAUUUCCCUUACAACAGGAUUAUGAAUCAACAGAUGAUGAAUCAUCGCUAUAUGCAGUCCACUAGAGGAUUAUUUAGAGCACCUCAUCCCCAGUGGAACAAUUAUUACAAUAGAAGAGGUCAAGGUUGCUCAUAUAGAGGGCACCACCACCACAGACAUCGUCUACAGUUGAACGAUUAUGAUGACUAUGUCUGCUUCAUCUGUAAAGAUCACUUACAAAAUUGUGAAGACCAAGGGGUACAUUUGUGUGAUGGUGGUGACUCAGGCCAUGAUGACAGCGAUUUAAAGAAAGAAGUGUUAAACUUUACUGUAGAGAAAGAGAGCAUAAAUGCUAGACUAGAAAAACUGGUAUCUGAAAUUAAAGACUGUUUACACACCAAAUAUGAAAGUGUUACAGAAAGUCUUGAAGCACAUGUCUCUAACAGAAUAAAUGAAAUCGACAGUAUCAACAAAGAAGUUGUUGAUGAAAGAGAGCAUCUACAAAAUCUAAAGAAAGAACUUGAAUUACGAGGCAGAGAAUUGGAAAAGAAAGAAAAAGAUCUGAUAGCAAGGGAGAAAAUAUUUGACAAACACCAGGAGAAAUGUAAACGAGAACUACUGAAGGAAAAAGAGGAGAUUGUAAGACAAUGGCAGCAGUUACGGGAUGAGAUCACACGAAUGGAAGAAUUGCAUAAAGUUCAAAAGGGAAGAAUCAAACUUGAUGUUGGAGGAACAGUAUACACCACCUCAGAACUGACCUUGACCAGGGACAGUGAGUCCAUGUUAGCUGCCAUGUUUAGUGGACGUCACAACAUAAAACCUGAGGAAGAUGGCACAAUCUUUAUUGAUAGAGAUGGCACUCACUUCCGUUACAUCCUGAACUACCUUAGGGAUGGUGGAAUCGCAACAGAUGCUCUACCCAGAAGUCGUCAGGUGUUGAGGGAGCUCAGAAAUGAGGCCAUUUAUUUUCAGCUUCAUAGUCUUGCUCAGCAGAUUGAAAAGCUAUUGAAGUGAACAAGCAUUUAAACAAGACUAAGAGAUGAAAUGGAUUGAGUUGUUCCAAAAAGUUCUUAUUGUACAAAGACAUUUAUAGGACAGCUUUAUUGUGACAAGUUAGUCAGUAUAUUGAUGAAUGUGACUGUGAAAUGUAAUUCUAAAUGAGUAUUUAGUGUUUUCAGCUUGCUUUUUGACCCAUGUAAGUUCUCUGUCUUGGUGUCUCAAUUGUCAAAAUCAGGAAGGUAAUAUAAUACAUAAGAGACAUGUGGUACAUUUACUAGACCUCAAAGAUUUUAUUUAGGAAUUGAUGUUUUUUUAAUUGAAAAUGCCUGUAAGCUGUGCAUUGUUGUAAGAGAAAAGGUAAACAUUGUCUGUACGCAGUCAGUGCAUACAACAAUUGAUUUUGGUCCAAGUUAUUGUUGACUGGUGGUCAGCUAGUUGUCAUUUGUAGUUCCUAAAAUCACCUGCUGGUGUAUGCACAGGAUAAGAACUAAAUGCAACUGUCGGAUGAUUCAUAUAUCUUUAUAUACUACAGUUUAUAGGUGUUAAGUAAUGAAUUUAGCUAUAUAUUAUGACCAAGAAAUUAAAAGUUAUUAAAAGAUUGUAACUGUAUCAUUAAUGCAUGAAAAAGAAGAAAAACUAAAGCUUAAAUUGCUUUAGCCUUUGUUAAUGAUUUUGCAAAGUUUACCUGUUCAAGUUUCAAGUGAGACCCCAUUCAUAAAUUUGAAUUGGAAUUCUCUUGCUGCCUAUAGAUGAUACUUAGAUUUGAAAUUAUCUGAUAUUACCAUGUCUACUGUGCAUGUUUUUUCAUUGAUUAUAAAACUUAAUGAUAACAAUUGGCAGCAGUUGUAGAUUUUUGUUCAAUUAGUAUUCACAUGCAUUACAUGCUAUGCAAAUUGGCCAUAGUGGUAAUACUGGUAGAAGUUUUAUUUUAAGAGAUUUAUUGAUGAUAAGUUAAUUCAAGUUAAUUCAAUAAAUAAUAAUAGAUUUAAUUAAGAUUUAAUUGGUUAUUUUUGGUUGUUGAUUAUUUGCAAUCUGUAUUUAACUAUACUCAAACCCACAUUAGUUACACAAAAUGAUACCAGUGAACAAAGUUUAAUCUCAAUCUCCAUUAUAUUUCCAUUUUUUGUUGUUGCAUAGCAUAUUAAUUAAUUGCAUUGUAAUACCUUAGACUAAAGGUUCCAUAUCCCUUAAGAAUCAAAUACAUUUAAAAGUGUAU